Molecule: messenger RNA, 1309 nt
Organism: Jatropha curcas
Lineage: Eukaryota; Viridiplantae; Streptophyta; Magnoliopsida; Malpighiales; Euphorbiaceae
Product: RNA-binding (RRM/RBD/RNP motifs) family protein
Biological process (GO): chloroplast rRNA processing
Cellular component (GO): chloroplast thylakoid membrane
Molecular function (GO): mRNA binding
Source: RefSeq, a predicted model, not a curated record
UAGUAAAUAAAAACUUCCCUUUUCAUUCUUAAAAAAAAAAAAAAAAAAAACACUCUCUCGAUGGCCGCUUUUCGCUGCUUAGUACCCUCUCUUCCUUCUAUGAGAACUGCAUCCUUGGCUUCUACCCCUUUACAUCCCUUAAUACAAGUUCAAUCCCCAAAAUUUUCUUGCUUGUCCCACUUGCACUGUCAUGAUACUCUUGUUUCUUCUUUGUCUUCUCUGCAAUGGCCUCCAAAAGGUAGGAGGGUUUUGAGAACGUUAGCCGUGGUAGAUGAGGAAUCGGUGGUAGCGGAAGAGAUUGACAGAGAGGAAAACGUCAACAAGAGCCAAAAUGAUUAUGCUGACUCUGAAUGGAAGAAGGAGCCAAAACCAUGUGAGCUGUACGUGUGUAAUCUUCCAAGGAGUUAUGACAUUUCAGAACUUGUGGAGAUGUUCAGGCCUUAUGGAACUGUCAUUUCGGUUGAGGUAUCACGGAAUCCUGAAACUGGUGUUAGUCGAGGAUGUGGUUACCUCACUUUGGAUUCUAUAAAUUCUGCAAAAAAAGCAAUUGCUGCACUGGAUAGAUCUGAUGUUGGCGGCCGGGAGAUGCGGGUUAAAUUUUCUGUUGCUAUGAGUCCCAGCAAGAGAAACCCUGAGGGAUUGACUUCGACACCCCUGAAAACUGUCUUUUAUGAAAGUCCACAUAAGUUGUACAUUGGCAAUCUUGCCUGGACUAUUAUACCUGAGGAACUGAGGAAUCAAUUUAGCAAGUUUGGGACUGUAGUUAGUACAAGAGUGCUGUAUGAUCGUAAAGGUGGAAAGACCCGUGCCUACGCGUUUCUGUCCUUUGCAUCUGCUGCAGUGCGUGAUGCUGCACUUUGUAUGAAUGGAGCACUUUUUCAUGGUCGGAUAUUAGUAGUUAGAAGAGGUGUUGAGAGAGAUGACUAAGCCUUGAUAGAAAUUUUGCUUGCUGUAUAUCCAUAAGGGAGGAAUGAUAGCUCCAAGCAUCCACCUUGUUCAAAAUUCUCUUGCAGAAGAAUGGCUAUUCCAUCCUCAUUUCCGCACAUUCAAAGUAGUGUAUCUUGCACUGGAGUUCAGGUACUCUUUGAAGUUAUGUACUAGACCAUUUAAUUAAAAUAUCAUCGAAAAAACUCCUACAAAUUGUGCCCAUCAUAUUUGAACUCUUCAAAAUUUUAUAGAUGACAGUUUACUUUAAAGUAUCAUUGAAACUCUUACAGCUUUAAUUUCUCACCGCAUUUUUAUGUAUUGAUAGGUACUUGCACAUUCACAUGUGUGCUUUUAUAUACUAUUGCAGUGGAUUACUUCCUAA